AGAGAACCAGCCUGCCAAACCAGUAAAAACCGGUUUAUGCAAAACUGGGUCGCUUUGGAUACGGCUUGAGAUAGGGGGAAAAGAAAAUGAAACGAGCCCUAAAUCAAUCUGUUGACAUUCGCGAUUUUGUUAACCUUCCUUUGCUUUUCACUAGCUUGGUACCUCUUGAUUCGCCAUCUCAUCGAAUCAGGCACCGUCAAGCUCCGGAAACGGCUGGACUUUGAAGCCCCGGUCUCAUAUUUGUGGUAACAUUGACGUUUCUUAAUUGUUAUUGUAAACCCUUUUCAUCUUUAAAUUCUUUUCUUAGUGUUCAUAUAAUUUCAAGAAGCUAUUUUUGACACAGCAUAGAAUCAAAUAGUUGAUCUGUUGACAGUUGACAUUGUUAUAGCUGCUGCCUGCUGGAUUUUAUGAAUUGGAUGUCAUCUUUUGAAGAUAAUACACUAGAAGUUGGUGACUUGAUUAACUGCAAUGUUUUUGGUUCACUAUGGGAUUGAACAUUUUCUUCUUUUGUUCCUCUAGUAGUCAAAACCCUCUUGCUUUGCAAAAAUUAUAGUGCAGAUGUUAUAAGCUGAUCAGUUCCUAUCGUUUAAUCUUGUUGAAUUUAUUAGUGAUUCGGGCAUUCUGAUUUUUGUUCUUAAUCCGGCCAUAAAUCAAGUCAGAUUAUGGCAUACUCAGAACCAGCAGGAACAGAAAGGGAGUCAGUCCAGGAAAAUGCUGCUCAUAGGAAACCCAGGAUCCUACUUGCUGCCAGUGGAAGUGUAGCUGCUAUAAAAUUUGGAAAUCUCUGCCAUUGUUUUUCUGAAUGGGCAGAAGUAAAAGCUGUUGGCACAAGGGCUUCUUUACAUUUCAUUGAUAGGGCCUCACUUCCAAAGGAUGUUGUUCUUUACACUGACGAGGAUGAAUGGUCUAGUUGGAAUAAAAUAGGAGAUACUGUUCUCCACAUUGAGCUGCGGCGGUGGGCUGAUAUCAUGGUCAUAGCCCCAUUAUCAGCAAACACACUUGGUAAGAUUGCUGGAGGAUUGUGUGACAAUCUGCUGACCUGCAUUGUGCGAGCAUGGGAUUACAACAAGCCCCUCUUUGUUGCACCAGCCAUGAAUACUUUCAUGUGGAGCAAUCCUUUCACAGAGAAGCAUCUCAUGUCAAUUGAUGAACUGGGGAUUUCCCUCAUUCCACCCAUAACAAAAAGGCUGGCUUGUGGUGAUUAUGGGAAUGGUGCAAUGGCUGAACCUUCUCUAAUCUACUCAACCAUAAGGCUCUUCUUGGAGUCUCGGACUCAACCAGGAGAUGGAAGAGUUAGUUAGUUUAAUGUGAAUGUUCUAUUGUAGCUGCUCUUUUCAUCUUCUAAUUGUUACAUUGUUGAUCUUAUGAAUUGUCAGAUUAUGCAAGCCCCAUAUGCUAUAUGAAGGGAGGAGCACCAAAGUCCCCCCCAUGUAAUAGUCUCACUUAUAUAUGUAGUAUGUCUUAUGGAUAUUGUAUGCCUAGAAACACUUGUAAGAUUUCAUUUGAAUUGCAUGUUGUCAAUGGCACUCUGGCUAUUGCUUGCAGUUGCACCCCUAAAUCCAAGGUUUAAGGCACUUGGGUGUUCCAAUGUUUACUGGUUCAA
Molecule: messenger RNA, 1603 nt
Organism: Hevea brasiliensis (rubber tree)
Lineage: Eukaryota; Viridiplantae; Streptophyta; Magnoliopsida; Malpighiales; Euphorbiaceae
Product: probable phosphopantothenoylcysteine decarboxylase
Exons: 3
Coding region: 663-1301 (212 amino acids)
Biological process (GO): coenzyme A biosynthetic process
Cellular component (GO): phosphopantothenoylcysteine decarboxylase complex
Molecular function (GO): FMN binding; phosphopantothenoylcysteine decarboxylase activity
Source: RefSeq, a predicted model, not a curated record